This is a messenger RNA of Strongylocentrotus purpuratus (purple sea urchin), 1682 nucleotides long. RefSeq lists its product as uncharacterized. Bases 160 to 816 code for a protein of 218 amino acids. The record is from RefSeq and is a predicted model, not a curated record. NCBI's taxonomy places the organism in Eukaryota, Metazoa, Echinodermata, Echinoidea, Camarodonta, Strongylocentrotidae. The transcript is spliced from 2 exons.
GUUGAUGGCAAAUUACACUAGUCGUGACUGAAAUCUAAUCGAAACUUUGCUCAAAUUUGAGAACAUAUUUCCUACAUGAACUCUACUACUGUGUAUUUAAGAACACAUUUAUUUCAUCAUUUUCUUCAAUUAAUGAACUUGUAAGUCAAAAUCACAGAAAUGUUUAAAUUUGUGAACCAAUCUUCGGCAACCCUUGUCGCAGCCGUAUGUGCGAGGACACACCACCUCCCGCUUCUUUCGGCCCCGUGUCUCCAGGGGAGGGGAACAGAAGUUGCCCGUCACUCGUCCGCGUCCGCAGCUCUUUCAGUUCACAGCUGUAGCAAACGGCAAGCCGCUGGGCCGGGCAAAAGCAUAGGUGGUGCUGCGGAGGAGUGGGCUUCAGCUUUAUCUUCGACACAUUUUCUUUCCAACGCCACAUACUUUAGAAACAACCAAGUAUUAUUAUCAUGCAGUGAAAGGCUAGUUUGGGGAACAAGACAUCAGUACAAGGAAUUUUCAUCAUCUUCCAGUUCAACUUCAAGCACAGAGCCAGGAAUAACCGAAAAGGAACUGAAAAGGGAAAUUGAUGAUUUGACCGACAAAUUCAUGGAGACCAGAGAACUCCUGGAAGAUGCUAUGGAGUCCAAGGACACCGUCUACUUCAAUGACGAUCUCAAGGACGCUAAGGAAGCUGUGCAGGAAACACUGUCACAAUUCGAGGACCUCAUGGCGAAGCUGAGUGAGGAACAGGAGAGAAAUGUGAGGAGAACGAUUGGAUUGAAGAUGGAGGAGCUUAGGGCACAAGAGAUGAUGAUUGACGACAGUUUGAAGGAGUGAAUAUUAUUGGAAUUGGUUUCUAGAAAGAAAGGAUGUUUUGAAGAAAUAUAUAUAUUGCAAAUCAGUGAACUUUUAAUUGACAUCUUUGGUCUUCUCAGUAUAAUUCAUUGGAACGCUGAUUAUGUUGAACACUUUUAUGGAAUAAAAACUUUCUAACUUUCUGAUAUCAAGGUAUUGCUGGCCCAACUUAUUUGUUUUCUAUUGUUUUACAGGCAAGAUACAAGGUGAAGCAUUUCAUGGUUCCAUUAGAGUUUGUUAUAAAGAGGUUCCACUGUGUUUAGAGACUUAGUGACUCCAGAUUUGAUGAUUAGAAGACUUUAAUUUAAUUUGUUUGUCCAAGAUGUCCACUGCAACUGUUAUGCCAAAAGGCAUGAUGAGGUACUUGCAACGAUCAUAUUUCUAUUGUAUUCAGAAAAUCCGCUGGGAAGAUUUUAAGGCUAAGCAUUGAGAAAGGAUGAAAAAUUCACUAGUUUACAGCCCAUAAUGAGGGGGAAAUGCCAUGAGUAAAAGAGAAGAAAAUAUUUUAUAGAAUCUAGAUUUUAGACAGAGAAAGUUUUAAAGAACAGUAAUUGAAAUCAAGUGGAGAAAUUGAUCUAAAUCCCCUCCCCCUAGGCAUUUAUAAAACUACAGGAUUUUUCAAUCGCUAUGUGAAUUGGCAAAGUGUUUUACUUCCCAUUAUUUAUUGAUAGAGACAUUUCUAGUUUUAUAUUUCUUGUUAACUUCAGGGCAUUGUCUGUUCUGAAGAAUGCACAUUUUGGCGAUAAGUGAAGCAGGGUCUAUAUUCAAAGCACAUUAUAUUUCACUUGUAAAAAUGAAAAUGAAAAUGCCUUGUGCUAGUGUGCUGAUUAAAGUCAAAUACUCAAAUA